Messenger RNA from Colletotrichum truncatum, 537 nucleotides. The record is from RefSeq and is a predicted model, not a curated record. NCBI's taxonomy places the organism in Eukaryota, Fungi, Ascomycota, Sordariomycetes, Glomerellales, Glomerellaceae.
AUGUUAUACUCUCAACUUUUGACGGUUGUCUCGUUUUCUUUGCUAGUCCUCUGCAAGAACGUUACCAUCGACGACGUCCCGGGAUAUUCUGACCUCCCAGCAUGUGCACAAACGCCACUCAGUCAUAUGGCCCAGGCCAUGGCGGCAGGAUGCAACAAGGCUGGCCAGAAGUUGUCACACUCUUGCUUCUGCACUGCGAGUUCCACGCAGCUUAGCGUGAUUAUCAACGAUGCCGUCGCAUCGAAUUGCCAUGAGAUGACAAAUGUCACGUCCAAUGCGGAUCAGGCCUCGGUGGUUUUCAGCAGCUACUGCAACGGCUUUAACAUCGAAGCGAGAGCCACGGCGACUGUACUUGAUGAAACCGAUUCGGAGGUGGUGGACGACUGGUGCGACGACGAUAUUCCGCAAGAGACUCAAGUGCCAGUGGCGUCCACUACUCCUAAUCCUGUGUCGAAAUCGUCAAAGUCGCCAGACCCUUCGACAAUAGGACUGCUUGCAAUUUCGGUUGGGCUUAUAUCAGUCUUGAUGAUCUUUUAG